ACGGCAUCAGACGGCGGUGAAAAUGGCGACGACGAGCUAGACGCCGCGAGGCGCUGGCUAGCAACUUUCGAUGCCGAGACCAUACCGAAGAGCAUUUGCGAUGUGUCUUUUAGUAGAUCCUCAGGCCCAGGUGGCCAGAAUGUGAAUAAAGUAAACUCAAAGGCUACACUGCGCCUGCCGCUAUCGGCAUUGCUGCCCAUGCUUCCUGCUGUUCUUCGACCUGCAAUAUCAAGAUCACGCUAUUCCGCAAAAGAUGAUUUGGUGAUACAGGCAGAUGACAGUAGGAAACAGAAUGAGAAUUUGCAUCGCUGUUUCAUCAAGCUGCACGAAAUGAUAAAACAAGCAGGACGUGAGGUUGUGCCAGGCGAAACUAGUGCUGAGCAGGCGGAGCGUGUCAAGAAGCUACAAAAAGCAGAAAAUGAAGGCAGGCUUAAGAUCAAAAAGAAGCAUAGUGACAAGAAGAGCGCACGAAGAGGCGGCGGGAAA
Messenger RNA from Aureobasidium pullulans EXF-150, 486 nucleotides. RefSeq lists its product as uncharacterized. The record is from RefSeq and is a predicted model, not a curated record. Gene Ontology annotation, molecular function: translation release factor activity. Gene Ontology annotation, cellular component: mitochondrial large ribosomal subunit. Gene Ontology annotation, biological process: mitochondrial translational termination. Lineage: Eukaryota; Fungi; Ascomycota; Dothideomycetes; Dothideales; Saccotheciaceae. The transcript has 3 exons. The annotation marks the transcript as partial.